Penicillium paradoxum is the source of this 1251-nucleotide messenger RNA. RefSeq names its product tRNA (guanine(9)-N(1))-methyltransferase (gene trm10). The coding region runs from base 1 to 1251 and encodes 416 amino acids. The transcript has a single exon. Gene Ontology annotation, cellular component: nucleus. Lineage: Eukaryota; Fungi; Ascomycota; Eurotiomycetes; Eurotiales; Aspergillaceae. Gene Ontology annotation, biological process: tRNA N1-guanine methylation. Gene Ontology annotation, molecular function: tRNA binding. The record is from RefSeq and is a predicted model, not a curated record.
AUGGAGGAUCAAGAGCGACCUCGGAAAUUAGCUAAGCUAGAUCACCCCGAAGAAGCCACGUCCGAGGUGCCAGAGCCUGCCAUGGCCGGAUCUGUUGUUGCCGCCAACGAACCGGAGGCUGCGGGCACUCAGAUUGGAAACGAACCCCACGACCUCUCCGGAUCUACGGUUCAAAAGACCGAACCUGCUGCCAAUGAAUCUACACCCCAGGAUGUCGCUGAGGGAGCUGCGCCCCCAAUGUCAAAAAACCAAAUGAAGAAGAUCCGCCGUGCAGAAGCUCACCAGCAAAAGCGCAUGCUCCAGAAGGCCCAGAAGAAGGAAAAGAACAUAGUAAAGAAAGAACGUCGGCGCGCUAUGUUUGACGAGGCAAGGGAAAAGGGUGGCCAAGAAGCUGUCGACAAGCUGCGAGAGACAUUGCGUGGCACGAAAGCUAAGCACGCUAAGGCAACACUCAUACCUCUGACCUUGGUGAUGGACUGCGGCUACGAUGAUCUGAUGUCAGAGCGAGAGCGCAUCUCUUUGGCAGGUCAGCUCACUCGAUCAUACUCGGACAACAGCCGCGCAAAGUAUAAUGCGCACAUGAUGUUCUCGUCAUUUGAUAAACUAUUGAAAGUGCGCUUCCAUACUGUUUUGGCAACCCACAAAAACUGGAAGCGCGUCCGCAUUAUGCAAGAAGACUUUGUGCAUGCUGGCAAACUGGCCCUAAAACAGAUGACAGGUCCUCGUGGAGGCCAGCUUGUUGGACCGUUCGCUGACCAAACUGAUGCGAAGCCCGAGGAUGGGGAAAUUAUCUAUCUCAGCAGUGAUAGUGAGAAUACCUUGACCGAGUUGAAGCCUUACAGCACUUAUAUUGUUGGGGCGUUGGUGGAUAAGAACAGACAUAAGGCGGUCUGCUACAACCAGGCAGUUGCGAAGGGUAUCAAAACUGCCAAAUUGCCGAUUGGGCAGUACAUUCAAAUGGCACAUCGCCCGGUGCUAGCCACAAACCAUGUCAUUGAGAUCAUGCUCCAAUGGUUGGAGCUUCGGGACUGGGGCAAGGCAUUCAUGAAAGUUAUCCCGACCCGGAAAGGUGGAGCAUUGAGAGAUGUGCAGGGUGAGGGUACGGAGGAUGCUGAAGACGCUGAAGAUGCUGCUGAGGAUGCUGCUGAGGAUGCUACUGAGGAAGAACUUCAACAAGAACAGCUCAAGCAGCUGGAAGAGAUUGAGGACUUGGAGGAAGGAACUGAGGAUGGAAAGGAAGAGAAGCAAUAG